AUGUUUAUAAAUUUACUUUCACAUUCUACAAAGCUAUCAAAUUUUAACAAUAAAAGGCUUCUAAUUCGUUAUUUUAAUACUGAUUUUUUGAACUUGAAACAAGUAACCCCAAUUUCCACCGAGCUAAAAAAGUUUAAAACAACACCUCUUUUCAUUAACGGGGAAUUAAUAGAGUCGAAAACAACCAAAUGGAAUCCGAUUUAUAAUCCAGCGACAAAUGAAAUUAUUACUAGUGUUCCAGAGGCUACCCAAGAAGAAUUAAAAGCCUCAGUAGAAUCAGCAGCUGAAGCUUUUAAAGCAUGGAAGAAUUCAUCAAUACUUACAAGACAACGCGUCAUGUUAGAUCUUCAAUUUUUAAUUCGAGAGCAUACCGACGAAAUUGCUAAGUCAAUUACUGAAGAACAAGGAAAAACAUUUUCUGAUGCAAAAGGGGAUGUGUUAAGAGGACAACAAAUAGUUGAGAAUGCUUGCGGUAUAACUAACUUAUUGUUAGGUGAAAUUUUAGAAGUUUCAACGGAUAUGGAUACUUUUACCAUUCGUGAACCUUUAGGUGUAACUGCUGGAAUAUGUCCUUUUAAUUUUCCUGCCAUGAUUCCAUUGUGGAUGUUUCCUUUAUCAAUUGUUUGUGGAAAUACAAUGGUAAUUAAACCAUCAGAACGUGAUCCUGGUGCUAUGAUAAUUCUUGCUAAACUAGCAAAACUAGCUGGCGUUCCCGACGGUGUUCUCAACGUUGUUCAUGGCUCAACUGACGUAGUAAAUUUCCUUUGUGACAAUAAACAUAUUAAAGCAAUUUCUUUUGUUGGAAGCAAUAAAGCUGGCGAACAUAUACAUCGACGUGGAACCUCCAAUGGAAAAAGAGUUCAAGCAAAUUUGGGUGCAAAAAAUCAUGGUGUAAUUAUGCCCGAUGCGAAUAAGAAUCAUGCUCUUAAUCAACUUACAGGAGCAGCCUUCGGUGGAAGUGGUAUGCGCUGCAUGGCUUUGUCUACCAUGGUAUUUGUUGGUAAAUCAAAAGAAUGGUUGCCAGAACUUGUUGAACGAGCAAGAAAACUAAAAGUUUCAGGUGGAUUCGAGCCAGAUGUUGAUCUUGGACCAUUAAUAACGCGUCAAGCAAAGGAACGAGUUGAAAAAUUAAUACAGUCAGGGGUUGAUCAAGGCGCUGAAUUGUUAUUAGAUGGCCGUAAUCCUACUGUACAAGAAAAAUAUAAGAACGGAAAUUUUAUUGGACCCACAAUUUUAACCAAUGUUAAACCUGACAUGGAUUGUUAUAAAGAAGAAAUAUUUGGGCCGGUUCUAGUAUGUUUAAAUACUGACACUCUUGAUGAAGCUAUUGAAUUAAUCAAUAAAAACCCUUAUGGGAAUGGUACAGCAAUAUUUACCAAUAGUGGUAGUAAUGCACGAUAUUUUACUUCUAAUAUUGAAGUUGGACAAGUUGGUGAUGGUAAAUCUGGAUUACAAUUUUAUACACAAACUAAAACUGUAACUUCUUUAUGGAGACAUGAUGAUGUUAAUCAUUCACAUUCAUCUGCUGCUAUG
Entrophospora candida is the source of this 1533-nucleotide messenger RNA. The record is from the annotation of a GenBank genome assembly. NCBI's taxonomy places the organism in Eukaryota, Fungi, Glomeromycota, Glomeromycetes, Entrophosporales, Entrophosporaceae.